AUGGAGGUGUACAUUCAAAUGAUAGGCUGGCAUAGACUGGCAAUACCAUCGAGUUUGCGUUUAUUCGUGAAUGGAGACUUUACACUUUUUAAUUGUGGAGAGAACAAUCAACGAUUUUUGAAUGAACAUAAAUUGCACCUAGUAAAAAUAAAUAAUAUAUGUUUUACAAAAAUUAAUCCAGAAACUAUUGGAGGUUUAAUAGGUUUACUUUUAACUAUAGAUAAUAUAUCCGAUAAUAUUAUUACUAUUUACGGUCCCAAGCCUAUAGAAUGUAUUAUUAAUAGUUUUACAUGCUCUUUUGCAAAACUGAAAAAUAUAAAAUUAAUAAUCCACGAAAUUUCAGAUAAUACAUUACCAAUUGUUUUAAAGGGUAAUGUAAUAAUUACCCCAAUUGUACUUAAUGAAAAAAAUGUAAACUCUUUAGAGGAAAACGAAUCAUAUAUAAGUAAUAGUAGAAGUCCUACUAAUACAGAUAAAAGGAAAAAACAUAUUGAACCAGAUGAUACAUGUUAUGAAAGAAGAAAUAAUUUAUGUGGUACUGAAAAAAGAAAGAAUCCUUCAGAUGGAAGCUAUUUCAGUUAUUGUAAAAAGAGGAUGCUAGAGGUAAGUUGUAAAGAUAUACAUAAAAGUGGAAAUGAACACAGUGAAACAAAUAUAAAUGAAUGCGGGGGAUCAGCUAGAAAUGAUUGCACGGUAUCGAAUGGAAAUGACUGCAGUGGAAUAAAUGAAAAUGAAUGUAAUGGAACAAGUCAAAAUGAAUGCAUUGGAACAAGUCAAAAUGAAUGCAUUGGAACAAGUCAAAAAGAAUGCAUUGGAACAAGUCAAAAUGAAUGCAUUGGAACAAGUCAAAAUAAACGUGGAGAGGGUACAUAUGGAAGUAUCCACGAUAACAAGAGUAUAAAUAAUAAUGAUUAUAAUAUCAAAACAUUCACAUGUGAUAGGGAAAAUAAUAAAAAAUGGAACAGCAUUUGUUAUUUAAUUGAAUGCCCCCCGACGAUUGGCAAAUUUCAUGUUGAAAAAGCUAGGAGCCUAAAUAUCCCAUCAGGAAAAUAUUAUGGUAUACUAAAAUCAGGAAAAUCCAUUACACUAAAUAAUAAAAUAAUAAAACCUGAAGAUGUAUGCGAUGAAAAUAUUGAUGGAAGAAAAUCAUUAGUACUUGAUUUACAUAAUAUUAAGGAUAUAAAUUAUUUAAUCAAAGAAAUUGAAAAUAAGGAAAGUUUUUAUUUAAAGAAUUUAGAAUAUAUCUUUCAUUUAUCUAGUGAUGAAAUUAUCAACACUAAGAGGUAUAAAAAAUUUUUUUUAGGUUUGAAAAAUGUAAAAAAUAUUAAAUGUAAUCAAUCCAAUAGUUCAUUAAAUGUAUGCCCCUUUGUUUCUACCUCCUCAUUAAAUAACUUUCUUUCGAAGUUGUUACCAAACAUAUUUUUAAAGUACAAACCGGAUACCCCUAUAUAUGACUUAUCCUAUUUAAUACCAAAUGAUGCAGAUAAACAGGAUAGGCAAGAGGAGGAUAAACAACAGAAUAAUUCUUAUAUAAUUGAUAAAAAUAAAAUAGAGAAUUCAAAUAUUCCCCCAAAUGAACAUAAUAAUAUGCAGAAUAAUACUAUCUUAAAAGAUAACGAAAAGGUGAAGGAUAGAUAUGAAAAUGAGAGCGACGUAAUAAAUGAAGAAGAUGGGGAAGAAAAUGAUGCUUAUCUUUUAUAUAAACCACUAACAAAAUUUGUCUUACAUCCUUUUCAUAAAAUUAAUGUAUGCACAAAUGAAACACUAUCAGAUUUAUAUCCAAAUAUUUUUAACCUUUCAAAAAUAUCAAAUAUCUUAAAAGAAAACCAAGAUUUAGUAGAAACGAUUGAACAUUUUAAUAAAACGGAAACUCAUAAUUUUUUAUCAUUUCCCUCUUUCUAUUUUCUUGGAACUGGUUGUUCAAUACCGUCAACUUUUCGUAAUGUAUCUGGUAUCAUUUUGCAUAUUCAAGAAAAUUUUAGUGUUAUUUUGGAUUUUGGAGAAGGAUCCUUAUACCAGCUAUACUGGAUGAGUAAAUCCUGGCUCCAUUUUUCCGCAAUUAUAAAAUCGAUAAAAACGAUUUUUAUCUCUCAUGCCCAUGCGGACCAUCACGCCGGUCUUUAUUAUUUUUUGUAUAUAAGAAAAAUUCUCUUUCCACAUUUGAAACAUCCACUAAUAUUACUCCCAUUAACCUUAAAAAAAUGGAUGAAUUUAUUUAAUCAGUUAUUUUUUGAUAAGCUAAUAAAUGUUGUAUAUAAUGAAGAAAAUUUAGAAAUAAAACAAAGAAUUAAUGAUGAAGACAAUUUUUUAAGCCUCCACCUUUUUAAGGUUAACCAUAUUAAGGAAUCUUAUGGUAUAAAAAUAAAAAGCAAGCAUAUAGGAUCAGUUGUUUAUUCAGCUGAUACAAGACCUUGUGAUAAUGUCAAAAAAUAUUCGAAAGACUGUGAUAUUUUAAUACAUGAAGCCACAUUUGAUGACGAAUUAUUAAGCGAAGCUAUUCACAAAAAGCAUUCUACCACACAUGAGGCCAUGCAAAUUAGUCAAGAGGCUAAAUGUAAAACUUUAAUAUUAACGCAUUUUAGUCAAAGAUAUCCAAAGGCACCCAAAUUAAAUAAAUCAUCCACAGAAAUUAAUGAAAUUAUGAACAAAACAAUUUGUAGCUUCGACUAUAUGUGUAUUCCUUUAAAUUUAAUAAAUGAAUUGCCUCAAUAUUUCAAUAUUUUACUAAAUUUAUUAGAAAAAAUAUUUUAA
Messenger RNA from Plasmodium malariae, 2751 nucleotides. RefSeq names its product tRNA 3'-trailer sequence RNase, putative. Lineage: Eukaryota; Apicomplexa; Aconoidasida; Haemosporida; Plasmodiidae. Gene Ontology annotation, molecular function: 3'-tRNA processing endoribonuclease activity. Gene Ontology annotation, biological process: mitochondrial tRNA 3'-end processing. The coding region runs from base 1 to 2751 and encodes 916 amino acids. The record is from RefSeq and is a predicted model, not a curated record. The transcript is spliced from 6 exons. Gene Ontology annotation, cellular component: mitochondrion.